Molecule: messenger RNA, 3456 nt
Organism: Girardinichthys multiradiatus
Lineage: Eukaryota; Metazoa; Chordata; Actinopteri; Cyprinodontiformes; Goodeidae
Gene: cxcr1
Product: C-X-C chemokine receptor type 1
Exons: 2
Coding region: 1710-2789 (359 amino acids)
Biological process (GO): immune response; G protein-coupled receptor signaling pathway; neutrophil chemotaxis
Cellular component (GO): membrane
Molecular function (GO): chemokine receptor activity
Source: RefSeq, a predicted model, not a curated record
CUGUUUUGUGUUGCGCUAAAAUAUAAAUUUUUAUGCAUAGGGCCAGAAAAACAUUAAAAUAAAACACAACAGAGGUUUGAUCCCUACAUUAGCUCUGCUGCUAAUUAGUAAUUAAAUAUGUAAUAAAGGGAAAACCUAAAACAAAAUCCAAUUUUAAUUGAGGCUCAGAUAGAAAAUGUAGUCACAGGUAUCACCUUAUUUGAUGCCUAGAUUAAACUAAAUCCAACCAUGAUUUGAAUGGCUGUCAGAGCAGACCCAUUUGGGGUGAGAAUCCUUUUAAACUGUGAGGGCGCGAUGAGAAGCGAGAUGGUAGUUUUUACUCCUAAUCCAAAGCAGUGACCUUUGCUAAAUAUCAUGCUAUCAGCAUUAACACUUGCAAAAUUAAAGAUUACAUUUAAAACGCAGCUGCUCUUCAUCUAUUUUCUGACCCAAAAUAGUCAGUUUGUGUAAAUGCCACUGAGGUAUUCCACCACUUUAACUGGAGUUUCAAAGAGAAGCCGAUGCAUUGUGAGAAGCAGUUCCUGGUUUAGAAGCCAGCAGAGGCCAAACAGAAGUUUUUACCUUUACAGGCUACUAUAGUUUCUGUGAACAACAAAUCCCUGAAGAUCGUGUCUGGAAUUACUUCCUUUGUUUCUGUAAUACAAAUACAUCUUUGGCUUUGAGGGAUUUUCUCCCAUCUGUUUUCUCACAUCUGGUUCUCUUUUAUUUCCAGGAGACACUCAAGAUUAGGCAGAAACACCUUCUUAAAGAUGGUAGGAAUUGGCUUUUAGUACAAUGUGUUUUUCCAGAUCGCUGCUGCUUUUAUGUUCCAUUCAGGUACAUGUGACUUUGAGGUUUUCAUGUUUGUAAAAAUUCAAUCUCACUGUGGUUUGAAGCUUGUUUUUGUUGUGCUCAUGCGGAGAACUGGAGCUCAACACUUGUGACACUGGAAGUUGAAACACAUGAGAUGUGUGGCAGGAAAUGUGAUGAACUCGUGUGUCAACAAAGACGCAUGUCAUGAGCUGGGAACUUCCUCUCGGCCGCAGCGGUCGCCCCAGUGAAGUCCCCCUUAAUAUCUCUAUGUUUUCAUCCUUUUUUUGGCUCUGUCCUGAAAGGAGUCACAAACUGCUGCACUGAACUUCAAGCAUCAAAGGAAACCAGAGAAUCAUGCAUUACUAGCUGUUCAUCUGAUAAUCAGAACCUUUUUGAAAUAUGGGUUUCCCUUUCAGUUUGACACAAAUGACUCAGCGAUCACCCUGGAAACAGUAAACAGCUGAUUAAAUUGAGAUUACUUUUGUUCAAGCAUACCUAGAUUAGAUUUUACAUUUCAAAUCUGCCUCUUGACUUUUCACCCAGUGAAGGCUGUAAAUUUUUCUUUGGAUUGAAUUGUUUUCCACUGAGUCUAUGUUGGAUGACUCUAUUUGAUGAUGUUUGUAUUUUUUCUACUUUAAGCACUCGAUUUUGUUUUAUUUCUCAUAUUUUUAUUCAUUUCAUCUUCAGCACUGCCUUGGCUUAUGCAAAAGCAAACAUAAUUAACCCAUUUUUGGCUGAUUUGUUAAAGAAUCUGUGAUAAAUAUUGUAAACACCUCCCAGUUAGAGCUGUUGGUCACAUUAUGACAAUGUUAUGUAAACAGGAUGGUUAGUUUGAUGGGAGGGGAGACGACAGAUACAAACUUUGUUCCUUGUCUCCUUGUGACAUAUGAGGUGCAUCCUGCAGAGAAGACACCACAAUGACUGAUCUGAACCCACCUUCCUUCUCACUUGACUUCAGUUCUGCUUAUGAAGAACUGAACUUUACGUACAACUACACAGAUUUUAUCCCAAACCCGGCCACGCAGCCCUGCGACACCUACAGCUUUCCCGACACUGUGACGCUGGUUGUCUGUGUGUUUUAUGUCUCCAUCUUCCUGUUGGCCAUUCCUGGGAAUCUGGUGGUGGGGUUGGUGAUCGGCCUGAGCAAGCAGCCACUGACCCCCUCUGACCUCUACCUCCUCCACCUGGCGGUUGCAGACCUCCUGUUGGCCAUCACCCUUCCUUUCUGGGCCACCUCUGUGACGCAGGGCUGGGUGUUUGGGGAUGCCAUGUGUAAAAUUGUCACCGUCCUGCAGGAACUGAGUUUCUACUCGAGCAUUCUGUUCCUGACCUGCAUCAGCAUGGACCGCUACAUGGUGAUAGUGCGGGCGAUAGAGGCCCGCAGGGCUAACCGGCAGGUGUUCAGCUGGGCUGUCUGUGCUGGGGUCUGGGUGGUUGGGGGUCUGCUCUCCCUGCCGGGGUUCUUCAGCUCUUCUUUUCCUUCCCAAAACUCCACUCACAUAUGUGCUGUACAGUACAACCCUGAAAGCGCUGAUGAGUGGAGGCUGGCCACCAGAGUUCUCCGCCACGCUCUGGGGUUCAUCAUCCCCCUGGCCAUCAUGCUGCCCUGUUAUGGAGUAACCAUCCAGCGCCUCCUUCACAUCCGCGGGGGCUUUCAGCGGCAGCGAGCAAUGAGAGUGAUUGUGUGUGUGGUCGUUGCCUUCCUGCUUUGCUGGACGCCGUACCACAUCGCAGUGAUGGCAGACACGUUUUUCAGGCUGAAGUUUGUGUACUACGGAUGCCAGGAGAGGAUGGCGGUAGAUCAGGCCAUGUUUGCCACACAGAGUCUGGGGCUGCUGCACAGCUGUGUGAACCCAGUGCUGUAUGCGUUUGUGGGAGAAAAGUUCAGGAGGAAGCUGCAGCAGAAAAUGAGAAAGAUGGGCAUCAUGGAGAGAGUGUCGGUCUCAAGGAUCAGCAGGUCUUCAAUAUCAUCAGAAAUCACUUCCACAGUCAUGUGAAAACAGCUUUUUAUUCAGACACAUCAGUCCGAAGAUGCUGGAGUCCUUAACUUCUAUUAUUUGAUGAACUUUGAAAGAGCUGUAUAUUUUUUUUUACUUUCAGCUGCCUUUAAAAUGUAUUUACCUUUUAUAAAUAUUUUCUUAUGUAUUGAUCUAGAUUUCGUCUUAUUUAUAUGGGUUUAAAGCUUUUGUACACCAGGGAGAGGCCUCCUUAAGUUAAGUUGGGAACAUUUUUGUUGCCUAUUUUUUCAUGCAGAAUUGUGUAGCUGAGGAAAGGGGGGAAAAAAACAUAUGGUGCCAAAAUUCAGGGUAAGUUGUGAAAAUAUUUCAUAACUCUCAUGCAGUGUCACAAUGUUGCUGUAAAAAAAGGAGAAAAUGCAAAGAACACCAUCAGAUGCAGAAGUAAACUAAAAUUUGUUGCUAGAUGUUGAAAGAGCAGGUGGUCUCAGAUGACUACAGAAGAUAGAUAUUUUUUACAGAAAUUUUUUUUUUACAAAAAAAUAAAUUGUAUAAACAGAAAAAUGUCCUUUAUUGAAAAUAUAUUGAGCUGUCUGUUAUUAUUAAAUACUUUUAGUUGAAGUCAGCUUGUUGUACUGCACAUAUUAAAGACUUGAAUUGAAAAUUUGUAUUACUAAAAGUCCUCAUUAAAGUUGGAAACAAGUACUCA